CGUUUUUUUAAAAGAGAGAAAAUUGGUUUUUCCGACAUGGUGACUUCCGGGAGGGCCGGUUUUUGAAAACGGGGAAGAAAAUAAGUGGAUUUUAUGCGCGGAGGGAAGGAAGUACCUUCGCAUUGGGCCAGCUGGCCCUGCUCUGGUCAACUAGAUUCCAUUUGGUGAACCGGUCGAGCGUUGGCAGCCAUGGCCGGCAGCAGCGGCAGCAGCAUGCGAGACCCUGGCCUCUCUCGCAUGAGCAUUGCCUCCCAAUUCUUCAGUGGCGAGGAGGCUGCAGGGAUAGAUACCAUGACAACCUCUGAGCGGGUAGUGGAUUUGCUCAAUCAAGCUGCCUUAAUUAGCAACGACUCUAAAAUCACUCUCCUCAAGCAGGUCCAGGAGUUGAUAAUAAACAAGGACCCCACAUUACUGGACAACUUCCUAGACGAGAUCAUCACCUUCCAAGCAGACAAAUCCGUUGAAGUGCGGAAGUUUGUGAUUGGGUUCAUUGAAGAAGCCUGGGGACAAACUGUGGGGAGGGGCUGUGUUGGAAGGGAACAGGUCCGCCAGCAGGCGCUGUUGUUCAUCAAGCGGAUGUACGAGAAGGAUCAGCUGCGGGAGUACGUGGAGAAGUUUGCACUGAAUUACCUGCAGCUCCUGGUGCAUCCCAACCCUCCCUCGGUCCUUUUUGGAGCAGACAAAGACACAGAGGUGGCUGCACCUUGGACCGAGGAGACCAUCAAGCAGUGUCUCUACCUCUACCUGGCCCUGCUCCCCCAGAAUCACAAGCUGAUCCACGAACUGGCAUCUGUAUACACCGAGGCUAUCGCCGAUAUCAAGCGCACGGUCCUCCGGGUUAUCGAGCAGCCGAUCCGUGGGAUGGGGAUGAAUUCCCCAGAGUUGCUGCUUCUGGUUGAAAAUUGUCCCAAGGGGGCUGAGACCCUGGUGACCCGCUGCUUGCACAGCCUCACAGAUAAAGUUCCCCCGUCUCCGGAGCUGGUGAAGCGUGUUCGAGACCUGUACCACAAGAGGCUUCCAGACGUCCGGUUCCUUAUCCCUGUCCUCAACGGCUUGGAGAAGAAAGAAGUGAUCCAGGCUCUGCCAAAGCUCAUCAAGCUGAAUCCCAUCGUUGUGAAGGAGGUGUUCAACCGCUUGUUGGGAACACAGCACGGUGAGGGCAACUCGGCGGUUUCUCCACUGAAUCCUGGAGAGUUGUUGAUCGCCCUCCACAACAUCGAUUCCACAAAGUGUGACAUGAAAUCCAUCAUCAAAGCCACCAACCUGUGCUUUGCCGAGCGCAACGUCUACACGUCGGAGGUGCUGGCUGUGGUGAUGCAGCAGCUGAUGGAACAGAACCCGCUGCCCAUGCUCCUCAUGCGGACGGUGAUCCAGUCGCUGACCAUGUACCCACGCCUCGGCGGAUUUGUCAUGAACAUUCUUUCCCGCCUCAUCUUGAAGCAGGUCUGGAAGUACCCCAAGGUGUGGGAGGGCUUCAUCAAGUGCUGCCAGCGGACGAAGCCCCAGUCCUUCCAGGUCAUUCUCCAGCUGCCGCCUCAGCAGCUCAACGCCGUCUUUGAGAAGUGCCCAGAGCUGCGGGAGCCUUUGCUGGCUCACGUCCGCUCCUUCACGCCCCACCAGCAAGCCCACGUGCCCAACUCCACGAUGGCCAUCCUGGAAGCCAGUGGCAAGCCAGACCUGGAAGGGAAAGACCCGCAGCUGCUGGAGGAAGCGAGGGGCCCCGUCCCAUCAAGGAGCAGCAAGGGGCUGCGGAGGGAGAGAGAGGAGGGGGCCCAGAUGGGGGCACCUGCCGUCAUUGCCGUGAAGGAAGAGGCGGAGCCCCAUCCCCUCCUGCCUCGGGUGUCCCAGGAUAUGAUUGCCCUGCGCUUGGCCCAAGAAAAGGCCCUCAAGCGCCAGCUGGAAGAGGAGCAGAAGCUGAAGCAGCAGCAGCAGCAGCAACCACCCCGCCCAGCAGCCCCACUCACUCCGCUCCCGGCAGAGGAGUCUGUGGACUUCCGCGAGGAGGUGCCUGAGGCAGAGACUCCCACCAUCUUCAUCAGCAUGCAGGAGGAGGAGGAGGAGGAGAGCUUCGGAGCAGAGAGCUCUCUGCUGGAUUCCAGCCUGGAGGGGCCUUGGCCCACAAAGGAGCUACAAAGCAAGGAAGGAAGAGCCAGCAGCAGCAGAAGCAGCAGCAGCUCCGACGAGGGACCCGCCAGCAAGCCAGCCGCCGCCAAGCAAGUUGCCCUUUCUCCGGAGGAGCCAGCAAAGGACACUCCGACUGCUGACCCUAGCUCACCUGCCCCAGAGGAGGAACAGCCAAAGCCCAGCGUAGAGCAAGAGAAGAAAGCAGAGAGCUAAUACUUCAGAAAAGUAGAGGCCCCAAAGAAGUCUGGACGGGAGACAGACUUUGGAAUGUGGGGAAAGUUGAGCCAGCAAAAAAAGGUGUAAUGGAAAGAGAAAAUUUAAAGUUUUAUGUUUCUAAAUAAAGAAUCUCAGAGUCUCUCAGCUGA
Sphaerodactylus townsendi is the source of this 2489-nucleotide messenger RNA. RefSeq names its product symplekin scaffold protein (gene SYMPK). Gene Ontology annotation, cellular component: mRNA cleavage and polyadenylation specificity factor complex. Bases 190 to 2337 code for a protein of 715 amino acids. The record is from RefSeq and is a predicted model, not a curated record. The transcript is spliced from 17 exons. Lineage: Eukaryota; Metazoa; Chordata; Lepidosauria; Squamata; Sphaerodactylidae.